Molecule: messenger RNA, 5326 nt
Organism: Salmo salar (Atlantic salmon)
Lineage: Eukaryota; Metazoa; Chordata; Actinopteri; Salmoniformes; Salmonidae
Source: RefSeq, a predicted model, not a curated record
AGCGUAAAAAACUCACUGGUGCAGCACUCGCUGAAGCAUUUUUCUUCCGACAAAGAAUACGCAGGCUCUCUCAAGUCAUAUUAUAGGUCUGUCUACCCUAUCCUCGCCCACCUUACUGGAGCACAACACCAUAAAGAUAAUGUAUGCAUCACUCAAAUUCGGAAACAUCUGUAACCAUACCUAUUCCUUUUGAAUAACAAAGAGGGAGACAUCGCGUUUAUUUUCUAGACCUAGUUCCGAUAUUUUUGUGUGUUUUGUUGAAAAUGAACAGUGGGAUUUCCGCAAUAUGUGCCAUGCUUCUGCUGCAACAUGUCAAAGGCAAAGCGAUGAAUGCGUGGCUGUUGCUAGCUCUUCUCGGAGUCUGUGUGGCGUCAUUUGGGCCCAGUACAAAGGAGGAUGAGGACUAUGAAGACGUCCCCAUAAAUAAGACCUGGGUUUUAUCGCCCAAGGUCUAUGAGAGCGAUGUCACCUUGAUCUUAAAUAGAUUGCUGCAGGGCUAUGACAACAAACUCCGACCUGACAUUGGAGUAAGGCCAACAGUGAUUGAGACAGCGGUGUAUGUCAACAGCAUCGGACCAGUCGAUCCUAUUAACAUGGAGUACACCAUAGACAUCUUCUUUGCCCAGACGUGGUAUGACAGUCGCCUUAAGUUCAACAGCUCCAUGAAAGUCCUGAUGCUCAACAGUAACAUGGUGGGAAAGAUCUGGAUUCCUGACACCUUCUUCCGGAAUUCUAGAAAGUCUGACGCCCACUGGAUCACCACUCCGAACCGUCUGCUGCGACUGUGGAACAACGGGAGAGUGAUGUACACGUUGAGGUUGACUAUUAAUGCGGAAUGCUACCUUAAGCUGCAUAACUUUCCUAUGGACGAGCACUCGUGUCCGCUGGAGUUUUCGAGCUAUGGCUAUCCUAAAAAUGAGAUUCUGUACCGUUGGCAAAAGCGUUCUGUGGAAGUGGCCGACCAAAGGUACUGGAGACUCUACCAGUUUGCGUUCGUCGGUUUACGAAACACAUCAGAUGUGGCGCAUACACAAUCAGGUGAAUAUGUCAUCUUGACAAUCUUUUUUGACCUGAGUCGGCGAAUGGGCUACUUCACUAUUCAGACGUACAUCCCCUGCAGCAUGAUUGUGGUGCUGUCAUGGGUCUCUUUCUGGAUCAAUAAAGAUGCUGUCCCUGCCAGGACCUCCUUAGGAAUCACCACGGUGCUUACCAUGACAACGCUGAGCACCAUCUCCAGGAAGUCGCUUCCCAAGGUAUCCUAUGUGACGGCCAUGGACCUGUUUGUGUCUGUCUGCUUCAUCUUCACGUUUGCUGCUCUGAUGGAAUAUGGGACUCUACACUACUUCACCAGCAAUAGGCAGAGCAAGAAGGAUACGGACAAAAAACCACAGAAAUCCAGCAGCUUGGUGAACAUUAGGCCAGGGACGUCACUGCUCCAGAUGAAUAACAUCGCCCCCUACCAAGACGAGGAUGAUUACGCCUACGAGUGUCUGGAUGGGAAGGACUGCACCAGCUUCUUCUGCUGCUUCGACGACUGUCGCUCCGGAGCAUGGCGCGAAAACCGGAUGCAUGUCCGAGUUUCAAAGAUCGAUUCCUACUCACGAAUAUUCUUCCCCACCGCCUUCGGCCUUUUCAACCUGGUCUACUGGAUCGGGUAUCUGUACUUAUAAACCUAGCCUAGCAAAGAGGAGCAAUAGCCUUUUACUUCAGAGAAAACAGGUCAAAAUAUUUGUUUACUCUCUUUACUUGCUAUUCUUGGCACUGUUGAGGAUAAGAUAAGAUAACAGCUCCCUAUGUUUGUAUCUGUACUAUUUUUCUAGGUGAUGGCUCACAGAUGAAGGCAGCAGGGUCAGAACAGGGCGAGACUCUGGGUCAUACCCACCAGCAAUUGCAUGAUGUUUGGUUCCUAACCUCUAUGGAUUUAAGGAAUUUUAUAAAACAGGUUGUUUGGAUGCUAGAUGCUAGUUGGUUGAUAGCAGGGAGUUAUUCAUCACAAUCCCUGGGAAAUGCAUGUUAAAAGUUUAAUUUGAAUUAUCAAUGCGCAUCCACUGUCCCACAGUCCAGCCAGGCAAUUUAUAAAAAUGUAUAAACUCCCCUGGGAAAAAGUAUGUAGACAUUUUUUCCUCAAGCUACUAGGCUAGCAUUUGGUUUGUAACAGUCAGGGUUUGUCUAGACUCUAAACCUUGCUGCCUGCCUCUCUGACCUGUGCAACAAUGUUGCAGUUUAUUUUGCGAUCUGCACCGUGCCAUAGAGAGAAUGAACGCGAUGAGAAUGACAGCUUCUCUGAGCUAGGCACAUUAAUUUAUUAGGAUCAUUGUUAUUGAUAUAUCAAAAUAAAUGGCAAAAGAAACAAAGGUAAAACAUAUGGAAAUUCAAAAAGUUUGCUGUCAUUUCAGCUGCUUGAUGUGAUUGUGUGUUAACUUUACAAGUAGCUAGACUGCAUGGCAACCUUUUUUUAGCUUAGAACAUUUGAAAUGGGCGACCAGCUCGUUUGUCUAGCAACUUCAUAAUCUCAGAACAGGCUAUUGCCUGGACUAUAUCCUCUGGUGGAAGGAUUCAAUAAAUCACAUUUACUAAUUCAAAUAAAGUUUUUAAUUAAAACGUAAUUUCUCUUUAACAUUUUUUAAAUAAAAGUAAUAAGGCCCUCGAACCUGGGAAUUAUCUUAAAUAACACCCUCCUGAUGGCUGUUCCCCGGCCCGCUGCUCCACGUUGGGCCUUAGAACAGCCCUUAGUCGAAAACUAUUCACACAAUAAUUCGCAUGCCUUAUUGCUUAAUUGAUACACAAAGGUUGUGUUUUACAACACCCUGGUUUUGUAACCUGUAACUUAUUCAAAAUUGUAAAAUCUAUUAGAAUAUAUAAAUAUACAUAAAAUAUAGUGUGCCUAUGCGGGAAAAAAUAAGUAGGCCUACAUUUCCCCCUUCAAUAAUUUUAUCUGACAAGUCAUGUUUUCUGUGCCACACUUUUAUUGUAAGCAAAAUUAAUACAGCAUUUCCACCAGAGAUGGAUUCAACACAAUUUAUUUCCAUACUUAUUGAGGCAGUUCAUCAUUUGAGGUUUGAAAUAAUCAUUAGGCAAUAUUGAGGCUUAGCUCCUGUAUUGACACAAAGUCAAUAAAGCAAGAAAUUGAUAGCAUGUAUUUUCGUAUUAUUAUAUUCUAAUAACACACAUUAUAUCUCCUUCUUGAUGUGAUUACCCCAAAUUGGCAGCUGUAAAUAGCCUUCAUCAUUAUCAUAUAUAAAAGCAGCAAAGAAAGCAAGACAAGAAAAUCUACUUUUCAUUUGGCUACAUUGAAACUAGAACAAAGCUUUCCAUCACUCCUCUUGGUUUAUAACCAGAGGUGGAUUGUGCUGCAAUUGUAUCAAAUUGAAUUAGCGAUGAAUACUUAAUAAAGACAUAUUAGACUAAUUUAAACCAUAUAUAUAUAUACACAACAUAGACUACCUGAAUAAUAUUCAUGCAGCUCCCAAAUCCUUGACUUAUUUUGUUUGACAAGGGCGCAGUACUUACACUUUAUAAAAUGUAGCUGUGGAUAUAAUCUUCUAAGCAUAUUUUAGCUGAAGCAAUGGCAGACAUUAAUAUCUUUACUAAUAACAGCGAGAAGGGUUACUACUUUUUUGAUAAAUAGAGCAAAACUCUUAUAGUGCUUUAUUCCACACCAAACCAAAGAAACUGUUGAUAAUGACUUUGUAGCAUAAGUGUGUUUAAUGUUACAUUCAAGAUCAACGUGAUUCACAGAACCUCGAUGUUUGGGCGAUACUUAAGAGAAAAAGUCAAGAAGAAUAAAUAACCAAGCCUGAAAUGGACCAUACAAAUUUGAUUAACAACGUAGUUUGUUGAUUAGUUUAUGAGUGUUUCUUUCAACACCACCAUUGUGAUUAUAUCCCAAUGUUAGGUGUAUUGUCGAGCUGAGAGACCAUGCAGGCUGAAAGUCCAGUGAUUAAUGAGGGAAAUAUAACUUUAGUUUUAAUUUGAGUUCAUUUACAUAUGCAAGGAUACCCCAUAGAGUUUGCCCACAUCCGGUCCAAUUACUAGAAAAAACAAUUAUUUAAUUUACUGUAAAGAUAAUAUAGGUGAGGCAAGUUGGUUAUAGUGUGUUGUCAUUACACGUAGUGAAGAUGGGAGUAGUUCCAUUACAAAGAAAUUACGCUUUUUAUGCUGACUCUUGUAGGAUUCUCUCUCAUUCAUUUAUCACAACUCCUUUGAAACUGCAGCUGUACUGUAUAGAAACAUGGUAAAAUUGAAAAUUCAGUCAAUGAAAGUCAACAAGAGGAGUAAAUUAUGGAGAUAAACCUUCUGAACCUCGUUUAUAGCCAUAAUAAUAGCGUUGAAUAUCUUUGAUAAUGUCAUACUCCUUGUUAUCCUCCAUUUUACAAAAUACAUUUGUAGAUAUGAUGCUUGCUGAACAUGUUAACUAAAAAGCUUUAAAUGUGAUAUGUGUUUACUUGUUUACUGAUGUGAAGAGAAAGUGAUUAUUACACUACAAGAAUGGAUUGCAUUUACAUAGUGCUUUUUCACCAGCUUUUAAGGCACUUUGUAUUGUAAUGUUGUAACUAAGCUCAUACACCACAAGUGAGGUGACGCACAGCAGCAAUAUUGUUCAGAGCACUGUAUCAAUAAGAAGUGAUUGCAGUGGAAAGGUGAGGAGAUUAGAUGAUUCCCCUCCUUUUGGGUCUCGAAAACGUAAUUUACCUCCCAGCUAUAACAUACUAUUGUUGCAUUGUCCUUAUUGUAUCUGAAAAUGUAAAAAUGUAUAUAUAUGCUAUAUUUUUUCCAUCAUGACAGCCUCAAAGACAUUAAUAUGUUAAUACUGUGUUCACAUCAUAUUGUUUGUGUUUGUUCUCUAUAACACUGACGGACAUGGAAAUCCAUUAUGUCAUUGAUGUUUUGUCAUUGACAUCCUCUCUGUAUACUGUUCAAACAUAGGCAUAUUUAAUCCUGUCUUUCACCUUUGUACAAUGCGCCAAUUCCUUCCAAAUGUUUCUGUGUUGUUAUGUGAAAACGAACUCAAUACACUGUGAGAGAAUAAAACAGUGCCUAAAAAAAAAACAUAAGAAUCUUCCUCUUGAAGUACAUUUCCUUCAAUAUUGGUUUUGGAAAUAAAAUUGAUCUGAAAUGCAUUCUGACUAAUGUGCAUGUACAGUGGUGUCAGAAAUUACUGACACCCUUGAGAUUUUGUUUAACAAGUUCUCAAAUUCUUGACACCCCUGUAGAUUCUUAGAAAUAAGUCAAAAGUAUAGUAUUUGGUCCCAUAUACUUAGUAUUUGGUCCCACUACAUCAAGCUUGUGACUCUACAAACUUGUUGGAUGCAUUUGCAGUUUGUUU